Messenger RNA from Meloidogyne enterolobii, 440 nucleotides. Lineage: Eukaryota; Metazoa; Nematoda; Chromadorea; Rhabditida; Meloidogynidae. The record is from the annotation of a GenBank genome assembly.
AUGAAUAUGCAGAAUGGAAGAGAAUCAAAUAAUAAUAAUCGCUCAAAUCCACAAACAAAUGUGAAUGUCAAUCAACAAGACCAUAGCAAUCGAGCAAAUAAUCAAGAAAACCAUUUUAGAGGAACUGAUACUCGUCGCCCUAAUAGAGCAAGAAAUAUUCCCAUAGGAGACGAUGCAAGAGUUCCAAUCAGAGAGGAAGAUUAUCCAAGGACUGUUCCUGUUCAAGAUAAUACAAUAAAUAAGAUGAUACAUUCAGUGUUCCUGUCAUGGGAGAAGAAAAUCAUAGAGAUAUUCCUGUCGAAGAAGCUAAUUAUCAAGUUCCUCCUUCAGUUAAUUUCACUUUUACAAGCUCUGAACGUGGAAGACAUACAUCAUUUACUGUUGGAACACAGCAUCUUCGAGGCAUGCAACCAGGCACUCGAGAAGCAUAUUUAUUGACU